Messenger RNA from Blepharisma stoltei, 1216 nucleotides. Lineage: Eukaryota; Ciliophora; Heterotrichea; Heterotrichida; Blepharismidae. The record is from the annotation of a GenBank genome assembly.
AUGAUUCAUUUCGUUCUUCUCAUCAGCCGACACGGGAAAAUCAGACUAACUCCCCUUUAAAUUGGAACAAAAUCCUGUUCAAAUUUAGGGGGUAAUCUUUUAAAAAAAAAAUUAUAUAAAAAAGCAAAAUUGAGCGCAAUGCUUUUUAAUUUAACUUAAUUUUAUGAAGAAUUAAUUCAAGAAAUUAAUCAUUUAGAGUUUAAAUGUUUAAAUAAAAUUCUACUUGCGCUUCUUCAAUUAGACUAGGCCAAAAAUAAUUUUAUAAAAGUUAGUAUUUUCACCUAUAAAAUUGAAAAAAAAUUUAUAUGUGAGUUAAAGGAAUCAAAGCAUGUAAAUUUUGCCUGUAUUUUGUUUUAAUUUAAACAAGGGGAAGUAAGCAAAUGGUUUACUACUUAUUCACAGAAAGAGAGAGAAGCGAUUAUGAAGGAGGUCAAACCAAUGGUGAUAGGGAGAAACAGUAAGCUAUGCAAUUUCUUACUCCCCUUUAAAUUAGGUUAAAUAUUGUAAAUUAACCCUUUAAAUUGGAACAAAAUUUCAAAUUUUAUAGGUAAAAAAAUAAUAAUUUCUAUAUAAAUAGCUUUAAGACCCAAGUAAUGUGCCAAAUUGAAAUUUAGAUAUCAAUUACUCUAUUCUAAAUGCAGGAUCAUACUACUUAAGAUUAUUUUUAUAAGCAUUAUUAUGAAAAUUUUAUGUAAAUUUGUAUUAAAUUUGUAUUUUAAAAAAAAUUUAGCUUAUUCAAAUUGGAAACAAUUUCUUUCGUACAAUUUUAAAUAGGAGGAAGUUAGAAUUCCAAGAAUAUACGCUCGUAGCUAAGAGGUAUGCAAGCUUAUAUUUUGCUUUUUGCAUUGAUAAAGACGACAAUGAGCUACUGACCCUCGAUAUCAUGCAUUUCUAUGUGGAAUUACUUGAUAAGUACUUCAAAAACGUAUGCGAACUUGACAUUAUUUUUAAUUUUCACAAGGCCUAUUACAUUCUUGACGAGAUGAUCGCGGGAGGAUAUAUUAUUGAAACUAGCAAAAAACAAAUCAGCAAAUAUGUCGCGAACCAAGACGAAAUUAUGGAAGAGUCAAAGGAAGAAACAACAGCUAACGCCUAGUCUCAAUAAAAGGGAAAUGUCUCAAAGUAUUUAGAAGCUAUUUAAAAUUAGAGACAAAAUUAUAAAUUAUAAAAUAGCCAAAUUAAAUAAAAAAAUUAUCAGGGGGGUAAGAAAAAGUAA